This is a messenger RNA of Cylicocyclus nassatus, 1656 nucleotides long. The record is from the annotation of a GenBank genome assembly. NCBI's taxonomy places the organism in Eukaryota, Metazoa, Nematoda, Chromadorea, Rhabditida, Strongylidae.
AUGUCAGGAAAGAAAAGAAGAAAUAUUGAGCCUACCGCUGAGGAUUUGUCCGGGGUGGAGUUUGAAAGCUCCGAGGAAGUGGAAGUGAUUCCGACAUUCGAUGCUAUGGGAUUGAGAGAACCGCUUCUGCGUGGUAUUUACUCUUAUGGUUUUGAAAAACCGUCAGCUAUCCAGCAGCGUGCCAUAAAGCCUAUACUGAAAGGGCGUGAUGUCAUUGCACAAGCACAAUCUGGUACCGGAAAGACGGCCACUUUCUCUAUUUCUGUACUCCAGUCUAUUGACACAGAUCUCAGAGAAUGUCAAGCUCUAAUCUUGUCACCAACUCGUGAAUUGGCCGUACAAAUCCAAAAGGUUGUGCUGGCUUUGGGAGACUACAUGAAUGUGCAAUGUCAUGCUUGCAUUGGCGGCACAAAUAUUGGAGAGGAUAUCAGAAAGUUGGACUAUGGACAGCAUGUUGUAUCUGGAACACCUGGACGUGUCUUCGACAUGAUUCGUCGUCGUAAUCUCCGUACACGUUCGAUAAAGUUACUCGUUCUUGACGAAGCUGAUGAAAUGCUCAACAAAGGUUUUAAAGAGCAACUGUAUGAUAUUUAUAGAUAUCUGCCUCCCGGUGCACAGGUCGUACUGCUUUCUGCUACUCUCCCACACGAGAUCCUUGAAAUGACCAGUAAGUUCAUGACUGAUCCUAUCAGGAUUCUGGUCAAACGUGAUGAGUUGACACUGGAAGGAAUCAAGCAGUUCUUUGUUGCUGUGGACUGCGAAGAGUGGAAAUUCGACACGCUGGUUGAUCUUUACGAUACCCUGACCAUCACACAGGCGGUGUUGUUCUGCAACACUCGCAGAAAGGUGGAUUGGCUGGCCGAGAAAAUGAAGGAGGCGAACUUUACUGUGUCGUCGAUGCAUGGCGAUAUGGAGCAGAAGGAACGUGAACAGAUUAUGAAGGAAUUCCGAGCUGGUAACAGCCGUGUGCUUAUCUCCACUGAUGUAUGGGCUCGCGGUCUGGAUGUUCCACAAGUUUCUUUGGUCAUCAACUAUGAUUUGCCAAACAAUCGUGAGCUGUACAUCCAUCGUAUCGGUCGAUCUGGUCGUUUCGGAAGAAAGGGUGUGGCGAUCAAUUUUGUCAAGCACGAUGAUGUUCGCAUUCUUCGCGAUAUUGAGCAGUAUUACUCGACCCAAAUUGACGAAAUGCCGAUGAAUAUCGCCGACAUGAUUUGAGUUUCGUGCCCAUUCCUUCAUGUUGUUCUCUCUUGCUUCACAUCUGUAAUUGUUGUCUAAUUCAUUGUGUAUUAGUCUGUGACUGUGACCUCAGAAAUGGACAUACAGUUGUACACAUCAAUCUGUUCAUCUCUUCUUUUUUAAUCCUUGUUUUUCAUUGUUAACCACGCGAAUCGGUUUUCACUAUCUUUCGAUUGUUGAGCGUGUGCUUGCGGCUACCACCCGCAUCAAGUUAGUCGUCUGGUCAACUUUUUGGAUUGUAUCCUUCGCUGACUUGCGACCUAUAUCUUUCUGACGUUCUUCUAAGAUUAUAUUCCUGGAAUCCAAGUGUUAUUGGAGGCUUAAGAUAUUUUACAAUUGCUGGACAUAUGUUAGUGUCAAUAAUAAGCUUUGGUACGUGCCCGUUAUCGUGAAGAACUUACAGUGUUGUGGUGGUCGUCC